Messenger RNA from Lolium perenne, 1324 nucleotides. RefSeq lists its product as uncharacterized. The record is from RefSeq and is a predicted model, not a curated record. Lineage: Eukaryota; Viridiplantae; Streptophyta; Magnoliopsida; Poales; Poaceae.
GUAUAAGUGGACACGGACGGCUUGACCUAGAUCCAGCACGCCCCAAACUUUGGCACCGCCGUCGCCGCCGCUCCCACUCUCAGCUUCGAUUCGUCGGAUUGUGGAAGGGGAAGACGCUUCGAUCUUUCUGUCGCAAGAUUGGAGAGAAAUGAAGGCGCGGCAGUUCCUGAAUGUGGUGCAGAGGUUUGGCAGAGGGGGCUUGUAUACAGUGAGUCGCAUCAAGGCCGAUGAACAACUCUUCUACGGAUCCACGGCGGAAGCACAGGAAUCAAUAACAUCAGCGGCCUCAAAGUUGAAUAUGUCGUCGCCUUCGUGUACCUUUGCACAGCCAUGGAUGGAUAGCAUGCCGCGGAAGCCUACGCCCAGGCUCAGUUUCGAACCAUACCGCUCAGAUUACAGCAGGCUCGAUUUCCUGCCCUUCUACGGGCGAGGCAGCAGCGGCCAUGGUCGGAUCCUCUGCAUGGACUCGGCGGGCCACACCAUCCUCUGCGACGCCGACGUCCGCUCUGUCCAACCGGUUCCAUGUCUUAACGAACCCAAGGGAGACAGCCCCGUCUCUUUCUCCCUCACCAGCACCCACACCACCGACCCCAAGCGCGCUGAAGCCCUCUACAUUCUCGGCAGAUCCGCUUCAAGCCACAACUCCUUCAACUUCGAGGUACUAAUCUAUGGGGACAAGACUUGGCACUGGGUUCGGCUCCCACCACCGCCCUAUGUCAACGACCCAGUCUAUGACUCCACAUUCAUCCAGUCCUACACUCUGCUGGGUGAUGGCUCCACUAUCUGCAUUUCCUCCCCUCCUGAGCACAGCCCUGUCGGCACCUACUGCUUCGACACUGCCAGCCGCAAGUGGGAAAAGGCAGGCCGCUGGGUGCUGCCUAUCAAUGGCCGGGCUGAGCAUGUCCCUGAGCUUUGCAACCUCUGGUUCGGCAUGGCCGAAAACAGCCCCCACAACUUGUGCGCAUUGGACCUCUCCAAUCUCGACGGGGCUCCAAAGCUACUUCAUGAAUGGCAGGACCUCGACCCGCCUGAGGGUUGGGUGCAGAUAAGGGGCAGCCUGCUUUACCUUGGAGCGGGCAGGUUUUGCAUAACCAAAAUCUUCAACAUUGCGGACCAAGACACUGAGGACAGCACAAAUGGCAUCGCCGCUGUGCUCACUGGAGUGGAGGUGGUGCCUGGAGGAUCAUCGGAACUCCAGAUGAUUAAACACAAAUCCUUCGUUAGCUAUGAUGACAUCCAUUGUGUACUUUAAGUAUGAGAGAAAUGUGAAAAGGAGAUGAAAGUAUCUAGAGUAUCCAUUAUAUAUAUAUAUAUAUAUUUUUUU